Molecule: messenger RNA, 1563 nt
Organism: Nicotiana tabacum (common tobacco)
Lineage: Eukaryota; Viridiplantae; Streptophyta; Magnoliopsida; Solanales; Solanaceae
Product: RNA-binding protein 2
Molecular function (GO): RNA binding
Source: RefSeq, a predicted model, not a curated record
AUUCAUUUUGUAGUCGUUAAUUUAUCGGACUCGCAGAGCAGCUCGAGAAAGGGCGCAACGCUUUCCUUUUUCUCCUUGGAUUUUAAUCGAAAUUGAAUUCACCCUUUUCGUUACUUGUUGUCUCUCCCACAAACAGUGGAGUGACAUGGCGGAUGCUUACUGGAGGUACACCAGCGGUGGGCAGCAGGCGGCGGCUCUUCCUCCUCAACUCGUCGCAAAACGUCCUCGCACCGAAUAUGAUGUUCCAAGUGGUCCUGAGUUUCCUGGCUAUUAUGGCCGUGAUGAUGAAAGGGGAAUGCCUCGUGUCAUUAGAGACACAGAUCCUAUAGAAGCAUCCUAUGAGCGCUACCUCCGUAGUGGGCAAAUUUCCUCCCAUGUUGCCAGUGAGUCUGCAAGAUCCAUAAAUAGUGGAAUUAGUGGCCAUCCUAUUGAAGAUCCACGUGUUAUGGGGAUUGGGGGACCCGACCCGCUGGCUUUAAAAAGCAGAAAUGUUGGAAUGGUAGGUGGCAGACCAGAAAUUUCCCUUCCUCCGGAUGCUAGCAGUACAUUGUUUGUAGAGGGUUUGCCUGCGGAUUGUACAAGAAGAGAGGUGUCACAUAUAUUUCGCCCUUUUGUAGGUUACAAAGAAGUAAGGCUGGUACCAAAAGGAUCGCGACAUCUCGGAGGCGAUCCUUUGAUUCUUUGCUUUGUUGAUUUCGUGACUCCACUUCAUGCAGCUGCUGCAAUGGAUGCCUUGCAAGAGCUCUUGAUAAAAACUUCUCCAUGUAUUCUUUAGAGCUGACAUGGGUACCUCAUACUGAGUGCUGGUUGUAGAGAAUCCUCAUUUUUCAUCAGAUAAACAAAAUGCUAAAUACUGUGAAUAUUCUAAAAAUUUUAAGGUGGAGCAGAGUUGGAGAGUUUGUAGCUCUGUAAAUUACCGUACCUCUUAAUUACCUUAUGGUGCUGUUUCUGGACAAAGGCCUAGUGCUUAUGGAUUAGUGUAUAAACAGUGUCAGCGCUUCACCAAUUGUCAACUUUGGUGGAAGAAUGCAACUUUAACUAUCAUUUUCUAAUAUUACGAAGUCUAACAGCUAACUGAUAAAAGGUAAAGAAAGAUCAUGAUUCCGUGCUGAAGGAUCUGACAUAAUAUUGGGUGGCGGAUAUGUGUUCCAUUUGAUGUAUGGCCUUGCUCUUCUGCUCUAGGCUUUUUCUCCUUUUUCAAUUGCUGUUUCUUUUUCUUUUUCCUUUUUCUUGCACUGCUCUUUUGGCGUUCCUGAGGAUUCAUAUGGUGGGUCACAACUAUUUUGGGGUUGAGUUAAUUGAUUGAUUGUUUGCUCUUUUGGCAUUCCCUUUAGGCACCAUUGAUUAUGCAUAGCUUGUCAUUGUAAGGCCUUUUGGUUUGUUACAGACCCAAUUUCUGGCUUGUCAACUAUUCUUUAAUUUUGCCAAAAGUCAAAAGAGGUAAUGGUGCUAUAGAAUUCUAAUUAAGAUGAGUUAUUGUGCAGUGGGUUGUAAUUUAGUUAUUGGCUUGUGGAAUUAUCCUCCAAACCAGUUGCCAUGAAAUCAAUAAAUUUCUGGAACUGA